GAGAUGGCAGCGGGCGAGACUCAGAUCUAUGCCAAGGUUUCCAACAAGCUCAAGGGCCGCAGCACCACCUCGCUCCUGGACCCCCUCCUGGGCAUGGGCUUCCCGGCACACACCGCGCUCAAGGCGUUGGCGGCGACUGGAAGGAAGACGGCGGCGGAGGCGUCAGACUGGCUGCACUGCCAUUGCAAUGACCCUUCUCUCGACGACCCCAUCCCCCAGGAGUACGCCCUUUUCCUCUGUCCCACGGGACCCCUGCUGGACAAACUUCAAGAGUUCUGGAGAGAGAGCAGGCGUCAGUGCGCGAAGAACAGAGCCCAUGAGGUCUUCCCUCACAUAACGCUCUGUGACUUCUUCACGUGCGAGGACCAGAAGCUGGAGUGUCUGUACGAAGCACUGAAGAGAGCCGGGGACAGGACCCUGGGCGCCUUCCCCUCGGCCGUGCCUCUGGUGCUCCAUUCUUCCGUCAGCUACCUGGGCUUCUUCGUGAACGACAGCACCGCAGACAUCAUCCAGGAAUUUGCUGUGAUGUUCGCCACGGAAGCUUCCAUCUUAGCAGACUGCACCGUGAAGCCCUGCACCAAGCAGCUGCAUCUCACCCUGGCCCACAAGUUCUAUCCCCACCACCAGAGGACGCUGGAGCAGCUGGCCAGAGCCGUCCACCCCGGCCACAGCUGCCAGUGGACGGCCGCACUCUACUCCCGGGACAUGCGCUUUGUACACUACCAGACCCUGAGGGUCCUGUUCCAGUACAAACCGCAGAACAUGGAUGAGCUGACCCUCAGCCCCGGUGACUACAUCUUCGUGGACCCCACGCAGCAGGAGGAAGCCAGCGAGGGCUGGGUGUUUGGGAUCUCGCAGCAGACCGGCUGCCGGGGCUUCCUGCCCGAGAACUACACGGAGCGAGCUAGCGAGUGUGACACCUGGGUGAAGCACAGGACGUACACCUUCGGUGUAGCCCCAGACCCGAGCUCCGGGAAGGACGGUGAAGCCAGCAGCAGACGGAACGGGGAGCCUCAGCCUCUGCCCGUGUCCCAGAGCAGCAGCCUGCAGUCCCUACAGGCCACCAUACUGAGGAAAAGCGUCCUGGUGGUGCGCCAUGGGGAGAGAGUGGACCAGAUCUUCGGGAAGUCCUGGCUGCAGCAGUGUUCCACUCCCGACGGGAAAUACUACCGGCCAGACCUGAACUUCCCUCGCAGUCUGCCCAGACGGAGCCGAGGUAUCAAAGACUUUGAAAACGAUCCACCUUUAUCGUCCUGUGGAAUUUUCCAGUCCAGAAUGGCAGGGGAAGCUCUGCUGGACAGUGGCAUCAGGAUCACCUCCGUCUUCACCUCCCCAGCCCUCCGCUGUGUGCAGACAGCCAAACACAUCCUGGAAGAGCUCAAACUGGAGAAGAAAAUUAAGAUAAGAGUGGAGCCCGGAAUCUUUGAAUGGACCAAAUGGGAGGCUGGCAAAACUACCCCGACCCUCAUGACCCUGGAAGAGCUGAAAGGCGCGAACUUCAACGUCAGCAUGGAUUAUAGGCCCGCCUUCCCCCUUCCCUCCCUCCUGCCCGCCGAGCGCUACGAGGAUUACUUGCACAGGUGUGCGGUGAGCAUGGAACAGAUGGUCAGCAUCCGCCCGCAGGAUGUGGGCGUCAUCCUGGUCGUGGGCCAUGGCUCGGCGCUGGACUCCUGCACGCGCCCACUCCUUGGGCUGCCGCCCCGGGACUGCACAGUGUUUACCCAGCUAGUGAGGAAGAUCCCUUCUCUGGGUAUGUGCUUCUUAGAAGAAAACAAAGAAGAAGGAAAAUGGGAGCUGGUGAACCCUCCCGUGAAGACGCUGACUCAUGGCUCAAACUCAGCGUUUAACUGGAGUAACUGGAUCCCGGGCAACUAAGAGCCGCCUCUAUGUUUGCAUAAUUCACAAUGAUGAAGAGGGGAAACGCUUCGCAGUGGCUGUAGGAUACUGUUAUUUCGAAGAGGUCAUAGUCUCCCCUAGUGUGACUUGUAGAAGCACAAAAGGCACUUUUAGAUACCAGAGUGUUUGCCCUCUGUGGACCGUCAUCCUGUGAGCUUAGCUGUGGGGAUGCCACCGUGUACCAUGUGCAUUGGCCAUGUGGCUUGGAGGGGAAUGAGGAACCAUGACACU
Lagenorhynchus albirostris (white-beaked dolphin) is the source of this 2127-nucleotide messenger RNA. RefSeq names its product ubiquitin associated and SH3 domain containing A (gene UBASH3A). The record is from RefSeq and is a predicted model, not a curated record. The transcript has 14 exons. NCBI's taxonomy places the organism in Eukaryota, Metazoa, Chordata, Mammalia, Artiodactyla, Delphinidae. Bases 4 to 1875 code for a protein of 623 amino acids. Gene Ontology annotation, molecular function: protein binding. Gene Ontology annotation, cellular component: cytoplasm. Gene Ontology annotation, biological process: negative regulation of T cell receptor signaling pathway.